GAAAUGGUAGAUGACAACACGGAUUGGUUUGUCAGUGACCAACCAAAUGACUAAUUCUGAAAAAUACAGAAAUCAAAUCGGUUAAUGCGAGAGGGAGUGAGCGCGAGCGAGCGCAGACACUGUACAUGAAUGAUACUGUUAGUGCAGUCUAAAACAAAGACAGACCCGCUAAUGUUUGUAUAAUAUGGGGCUGUUUUUGUACUAAUUAAAGAGCAGGUUAAAUUUCAGCCCAUUUUAGUUUACGUUACCUUUGUUUGCUCACAAUAAGGGGUAACGUAACGUGAAAUGUUGUUUGCCAGACAAACCAUGCACCUAGAAGAGGUGAGGAAGGAGAGAUGGAGCAAUAUACUGCUACAACCAGUGGGGAUCAGAUAGUGGUGCAUGCUGCCAAUGGACAAAUCCAGCAGCAGGCUCAGGGCACCGUAACAGCUGUACAGCUGCAAACAGAAGCACCCGUGGCUACAGCUGCAGGGCAGCAAGUGCAGACGCUCCAGGUAGUCCAGGGUCAGCCGCUGAUGGUCCAGGUGAGUGGCGGGCAGCUGAUUACAUCCUCAGGUCAGCCCAUCAUGGUACAGGCCAUGUCUGGAGCUCAGGGCCAGACGAUCAUGCAGGUGCCUGUGUCUGGAGCUCAAGGCCUUCAGCAGAUCCAGUUGCUUCAGCCGGGUCAGAUUCAGCUGCAGGGAGGUCAAACUCUGCAGCUGCAGGGUCAGCAGGGUCAGGCUCAACAGAUCAUCAUACAGCAGCCCCAGACUGCCAUUACUGCGGGCCAGAACCAGGGGCAGCAGAUUACAGUUCAGGGACAGCAGGUUGCCCAAACAGCUGAAGGACAAACUAUUGUGUACCAGCCUGUGAAUGCUGAUGGCACAGUUCUGCAGCAGGGCAUGAUCACCAUCCCAGCAGGCACCCUGGCAGGCACUCAGAUUGUCCAGGCAGCAGGGGCUGCUAACACCUCCACAAACAACAGCGGGCAGGGCACAGUUACCGUUACCCUGCCAGUAUCUGGAAACAUGGUGAACGCUGGGGGAAUGGUCAUGGUAAGACCUCCUGAUGAGAUGGUGCCUGGUAGUGGUGCUGUGCCAGCCAUCCAACGAAUCCCUCUGCCAGGGGCCGAGAUGCUCGAAGAGGAGCCGCUGUAUGUUAACGCCAAGCAAUAUCAUCGUAUCUUAAAGAGACGCCAAGCUCGUGCCAAGUUAGAGGCAGAGGGCAAGAUCCCUAAAGAAAGAAGAAAAUAUCUUCACGAGUCACGGCACAAACACGCCAUGCAGCGGAAGCGUGGCGAUGGGGGACGGUUCUUUUCACCGAAAGAGAAAGAAGAAAUGGCCUUGGCCAUGCAGGUGAGAGCGCAGGGCCAUGUCAAGCAGGAAGACCUACGCAAUGCUACCGAACUCACAAGUGCACAUUGGCUGCCCGAGCACACUUCGCCCCUCGCAUAGACACUCAUCUCUGCUCUCAUUGAGACCCUUAGCAGAUUCAUUCUGGCUCCUUUCUUUGUGUGACAUGCUGCCAUUGACUGCUCUUGCACGCGUCACCUCCUGUGUUGUCCCGUACUUGUUGCCUGCUUGAUUCUGUCCCAUCAUGUCUCAUUGCUAGUUAAGCAUUCGUGUGUGCAGUCGGCAUGAUCUGCUGUGUGGUAUUUUGUGACCUGUCUAUCUGAACUUGCCAUAUUUAACAGAAAAAGAUAAUCUCUUCACUGUCAUGACAUAAUCAGGAUGAAAACGCUGAUAUUUCCUGCAUUCUAUUGAUGCAGCUCUUCAAGAGAAUUGCUAAUGUUAUGGGUCUGACUUUAUCAUGUGAUUGUCUGUUUAAUCCAAGCACACUAUUAUUAUUAUUAACAGGAUGGUGGUUUAAGAAAGCAUGAAUGCUUAUCAUUGGCAAACUGUGUCAGUUUCAAUUAUGAAAUCACUGCAUAAAAAAUAUGAAAAAGAUUUUUGAGGGACCAGUUUAAAAGAAACAUUGUUCGAAUAUAUAUAUUUAUAUUUGUUGUUUUCUGCAUUUCUUUUGAGGAAGCAUUUCUGUUGUUGGUUUUUUGUUUGGUUUGGAUCUGGUUCUGUGCAUGUUCUUGGAUUUCGUACCCAAGCAGUGUUGUCACUGUGUUCAUUUUUGUCACAUGUUGUGAUUUUUAUUCUGAAUAAACAUUCUGACUGACUUCCAAAA
Messenger RNA from Carassius gibelio (silver crucian carp), 2154 nucleotides. It is a transcript of the gene nfyal, whose product is annotated as nuclear transcription factor Y, alpha, like. The record is from RefSeq and is a predicted model, not a curated record. Gene Ontology annotation, biological process: regulation of transcription by RNA polymerase II. The coding region runs from base 336 to 1433 and encodes 365 amino acids. Gene Ontology annotation, molecular function: RNA polymerase II cis-regulatory region sequence-specific DNA binding; DNA-binding transcription factor activity, RNA polymerase II-specific. The transcript has 9 exons. Gene Ontology annotation, cellular component: CCAAT-binding factor complex. NCBI's taxonomy places the organism in Eukaryota, Metazoa, Chordata, Actinopteri, Cypriniformes, Cyprinidae.